This is a messenger RNA of Notodromas monacha, 3558 nucleotides long. Lineage: Eukaryota; Metazoa; Arthropoda; Ostracoda; Podocopida; Cyprididae. The record is from the annotation of a GenBank genome assembly.
AUGCAACAGCCUGCGUCUACCCACCACCAGUGGAACCCGUACCACUUGUUGAAAAGCCCACAUGGCAUUGAUACUGUCUUGGUCGCAGUGUGUUCCGUGGAGCGGAUUGACACAGUGGAAGGCGGAGGACUGUCCGUGCUGGGCCUGUCGUUGAACAACCAUUGCGGAGUCGCUUUGCUGGUCUUCUCUGCCUUCUUCCUGCUCAUUGGGCUCAUCCUCACUGUGAUCGCCUUCUCCAACUCGGUUCGGUCAGAUUUCAAUGACGAUCCGAACCGACUGGGCUUCUUGCAACGCAACCGGCUCACCCUGCGCGUUGUUGGACCCUGCAUGAUCGUCUCCGGCUUCAUCAUGGCCGCCUGUGGCAUGUGCUUCUGCGCCCUCAACUGGAAGGUGAAGCAGGAAGAGAAGGAGAAGGAAGACCUGGAGUACCAUUGCCCAUUGCACGAUCACGGCGAAUCGCGAUUGACGAGUCAUCACAGGUCUCGGAACUCGGUCAGUUCUGCACUUCCCAUGGGCAUUGCGACCGCCCAGUACAGCUCAGCCAGCCGGCCCGGAACUCGGGACUCGUCGCGUCCAGUCACUCGAGACUCGUCGCGUCCAGUGACUCGAGACUCUUUGAUGAGCGCCGGCGGAAUGUCCCUGUUCGACCGGAGUGUGCGAGCCACUGGUCCCAUUGGUGGACUCUUUGGAGUGGUGGACCGUGGUGCAGGCGGUGGUUCCAGCGGUGGUAUCAUCCAGGAGGAAGACCGCAAUACGCCUAGCGACGAGUUCGAGUACGAUGUUGAUGAGGAUGGGCGACGAGCCUCGUCCGCUUUGCCCGUUUUCCUGCCGAUUUUCGACGCUUUGCGGAGGUGGUGUGGUGUGAUGGACACGGCGGGGGUCAAGCUUUUGUCUCAAAUUUGUUCCUUUGGCGCUUUGACCCCCGGGCUCACGAGCACGGCGGUUUUGUUACUCCCCACGAACUCAUUGCAGUCCAGCGGCGGUUGCGAUUUGUGCUACGAGCGGGCCAAGACCGCCAAGUCGAUCGAGGAAUAUGAAGAGACCGAGAAGUAUUUGAAUACAAUGGGUCGAGAGACGAUCAAAGGCGCUGACAUUGCUUGUUUCCCUCGUCCGCUGACUCCGAACAAUACAAUUGGCGACUUCGGAUUGCCCGGAGCAGCAAAUGGCAGCAUUGAUCAGCCGGGAUCGAUUCCGGACAACAACAACGGCGAGCAAGGACCGCCGAGCGUGAACAAGCCAUCUAGUCCAUGAGGCUCUUCUUUCUUUUUUUUUGUGGAUCCUCGCACCAUUUGUGGUUCUCGCGUCUGUGGAUGGAUGCAUUUUUGCUCAUAGGCUCCCGGAUUUUGCCCAUUUCUCCUUCUUGUUUUUUUUUUUACUCGCGAACGCGUCGGAGUAGCAAAAAUUAAGUCUGUAUUUCUUUUCUUUCCGUUCACCUCCGCCGCGUUCCUGUCGUUCAUCAUUCGGUGUGCUUUUUGUGACGUUGUCUUCUCUCUUUUUUUCCUCAGCUCAGAUGACGGAUGAUCAUGAAACUUGGCCCAAGCAUUGCUUUAUUGCUGAUGAUCAUACCGUGUUGGAAUUUUUCGAAUAUUUAAAAAUGACUCGUGUCUAAACACGUAGGUGAACCCUAAUGAAGACAAUUGUAUUUUUAACUGGAUUGGUUAAUUUUUUUUAGUUCUAAAGAAGUUUCCAAUAUUGUCAGACUUGAACGGGACUCAGAAAAAAGAAUCAUUUUUUUAAUCAUUGGUUCGUCGUCUCACAAAUUGACAGGAAAUGGUGCUCACAUUAAAAUGACUUCGAAAUCCAGCAUUGCCUUUCCGAAUUUCAAGAUUAUUCACCCGGCAACAAUAUUUUCGGCGUGGAAGUCAUUAGUUGUUGACUGAAUAAGUUGACGAAAUCUUCAAAUUUUGAUUUUAACUCCCUAGAUGGGAGAAUGAAAGAAUUUCAAAGCAUCAAAAUGACUCUGAAACGCAACCUCGUUACGUCAGAUUUGCGAAGACUUGUCUGUAAGAGUUGAUAGUUCGUUCAGGUUUUAUUUUGCUGUAUCGACAUGAACACCUUUACGUGAAAUGUUAAGUUCUCAGCCUGGUUUUAGAUUUUAGAAAGUCUUGAACUCAGCCUUUUUUGUCAAAUUUUCGAAAAGUGGCGUGAGAAUGUUUUGUAAGAAAAACGUUUAUUAGGGUUUCGUAUAAGUUCAAAUCUUCUUUUGAAAUUGACAGAAACAGCCUUCAGUUAUCUGACUUGUUUUAAAGUUAUCUUGAACAACUAUGACUCAGAAAUCCAGAUACUGUCAAGACUUCCGAUGACUGAGAAGGUUCCAGUUCACAUUGCCCUUUUUGUUGAGAGAUUUCCGUGGAAGUCGAUGAAUCCCGUGAAUCUUGAACGACGAAAGAGAAACUGAGAAGAUGAAUCCAUUCUUUUUUGCUUUCCUGAAUAAUAUGUAUAAAAUCCGCCAUCUGAAUUGCGAGAUCAAAAAAACCGUCAUACGAGAGUGGUUUAAAUGUAGCUUUUUAUCUUCCGUUAUUUUCGACGUUUCUGUGUUCGAUGUCGUAAAAAUGCGUGUUGAGUGUCGAGUUUUUUUUUUUUUCUGCACAGUUCUGCGAGGUUUUUUGGACGCAAAAACGCGUGUUGCGAAUGUUUCCCGGGUUGAAAGGGGAGACAAAAGAGUGUCAUGAUGAUUUUCUGUGAGAUCUCAUGUGAAUGAUGGGAAUCCUGAUGGAAGGUCCCGAGAUGUUCAUCUGUUAUUUAAGAGGAAGCAAGCUCUUUCUAGCAUCGGAUUCAGAACAGCCUGGAUCCGCGUCUGAAGAAAAAAAUAAGAAAAACUGGUGGAUUUUUUGACGUUUUCAGUUACCUUCGAGCAGUUAGCACUUUAUAACGCCGAAAUUCUUAUCGUCCGAAGAAGAUUUUCUAUGUGUCGGGUUGCUGUUGGCAUCGUUCAGGGAGUUUCUUUUUAGGUUGAUUUUUGUGAUUAUUUUUUUUUGAAUCUCCUAAAUUUUUUUUUUUCAAAUGUUGAUCGUGAUAUAGGUCGGUUUGUGAACAGAUAGAUUUUCUUUGAAUCCUGCUGAAAGUUCGCCCUCCAUGCACAAGUUGAGAAUCUCCGGAAAAAUAUGACGUGCGUGGGAAAACAAAAAAGUCAUUCAUAUCGUAACGGGAGAGAAAGCGUGAAUAGAAGAAGGAUAUUCAGCACUUGAUCAGGUUCGAAGGCGGUUUUAAAUUGAGUCCCGGAAAUAGAUAUCGGCGAUAUCUUGAAGGAAAGAAUCUGGAACUCGCUGGGAGAUGGAAAGAAAAAGCGGAUCAGCUGGGUGCUAAGGGCAUUGAACGGUUCCGACUCUCUGAUGCAGACUUGUCAUGCAUGGAUUUUUUUUUAUUUAUCUGGACAAGAUGACGGAACGGCGCUACUUUUGGUUUUUUUUUUUUGGAGAUCACGUUGGUGUGAUUUUUGCGUAGGAUGAGUUUUUAUUUGAGAGCAGAAUUUUCGGUCCCAAAAACGUAUUGUCUUUUUGAUGUGGAGAAAAUGUGUGAGGAACGAGAUCAUUGUAAUAAAAAUUUUGAAUUUCCCGA